Drechmeria coniospora is the source of this 1011-nucleotide messenger RNA. Its product is annotated as amidohydrolase family protein. Gene Ontology annotation, biological process: secondary metabolic process. Gene Ontology annotation, cellular component: cytoplasm; cytosol. NCBI's taxonomy places the organism in Eukaryota, Fungi, Ascomycota, Sordariomycetes, Hypocreales, Ophiocordycipitaceae. The transcript has 2 exons. Bases 1 to 1011 code for a protein of 336 amino acids. The record is from RefSeq and is a predicted model, not a curated record. Gene Ontology annotation, molecular function: carboxy-lyase activity; hydrolase activity.
AUGCUGGGCAAGGUAGCGUUGGAGGAGGCCUUUGCCUUGCCUCGUCUCCACGAAAAGACGCGGUGGUGGGCCGGCCUCUUCGCCGUGAACCCCGACAAGCAUGCGGCCGAGAUGAACGACCUCACCGACAUUCGCAUCAAAUACAUGGACAAGUACGGCGUCGGCUACACCAUCCUCUCCUACACGGCACCGGGCGUUCAGGAUGUCUGGGACGCCAAGGAGGCCCAGAGCCUCGCCGUCGAGAUCAACGACUACGUCGCCGGCGCCAUCAAGGGCCACCCCGACCGCUUCGGUGCUUUUGUCACUCUUUCCAUGCACGACCCCGACGAGGCGGCCGCCGAGCUCAGGCGCUGCGUCACCCGGUACGGCUUCAAGGGCGCCCUCGUCAACGACACGCAGCGGGCCGGACCCGACGGCGACGACAUGAUCUUCUACGACGGCCCCGAGUGGGACGUCUUCUGGUCGACCGUCACCGAGCUCGACGUGCCCUUCUACCUGCAUCCCCGCAACCCGACGGGCAGCCAGCACGACAAGCUCUGGGCCAAGCGCAAGUGGCUCAUCGGCCCGCCCCUGAGCUUCGCCCACGGCGUCAGCCUGCACGUCCUCGGCAUGGUCACCAACGGCGUCUUCGACCGCCACCCCGGCCUGCAGGUCGUCCUCGGCCACCUCGGCGAGCACAUCCCCUUUGACAUGUGGCGCAUCAAUCACUGGUUCGAGGACGUCAAGAAGCCCCUCGGCCUGAGCUGCAAGAAGACGAUUCGCGAAUACUUUCGCGACAACCUGUGGAUCACCACGAGCGGCCACUUUUCCACCACGACGUUGCAGUUUUGCAUGGCCGAGGUCGGCGCCGACCGCAUCCUCUUCUCCAUCGACUACCCCUUUGAGUGCUUCGAGGAUGCCUGCGUCUGGUACGACGGCGUGCCUCUGAACCUCGACGACAAGCGCAAGAUGGGCCGGGACAAUGCGAAGCGCCUGUUCAAGCUGCCCGCCUUCAAGGACAGCGAGGCGUAG